UCAAAAUAAUAAUUUUCUUACCAUCAAAACUUCACUAUUUUUUUCCGAUUUUUAAUUUAUAUUCGCAAGGAAUUUUCCCAAAAACAUCAAAAAUGUUAACGCGCCUCUCCACGGCAUGCAUUCAUCUCAAAAGUCGCAGCAGUCCUUUGUUAUUUCGGGUCGGAAGUCAGAGUCGUUCAUUGCACAUUUCCACAAAAAAUGCAAAUCUGACAAAAAAUCGUCGAUUCGUCUUGGAUUCCGUGAGUUUGGUGCGUUUCGCAAGCACUUCUCCGAUCAAAGAUUUGCCUCCGAUCCCCGAGGCGCCGCCAAUUCCCGCAUUUCCUGAAACGACGACGUCGUCAGUGACGGAGACAGUUGUGAACCAAUUAGCAGCGAAUGGGGAGCCUACCUUCGCGAGUAUCGGUUUGGGAGGUUGGACUCCGAAAGGAAUUGUCGAAAAUUGCAUGGAAUAUUUGCAUUGCACGCUCGACAUUCCAUGGUGGGGUGCAAUUGCGAUUGCCACAAUUGUCGUGCGUUCGGUAAUUUUUCCGCUUGUCAUCAUUCAGCAACGAAACAACGCCGUCAUGCAUAACAACAUGCCCCAAAUGCAAGCGCUUCAACUGAAAAUGACCGAAGCUCGUCAAACGGGGAAUCAAUACGAAGCGGCGCGUUACUCGCAAGAAAUGAUGCUCUUCAUGAAGGAAAAAGGAUGCAACCCGCUCAAAAAUAUGAUUGUUCCGCUCGUUCAAAUGCCGAUUUUUUUGUCGGUUUUCUUCGCGUUUCGUGAAAUGGCAAAUACCCCGGUCUACAGUAUGACGACAGGCGGGCUUGCUUGGUUCACGGAUUUGACGAUGCCAGAUCCUUUCUAUAUUUUGCCGAUUGUGACAAGUGCAACGUUGGCAGCGACAAUCGAGCUGGGAGCGGAUUUUAGUCAGGCUCAGAUGCAAACGAUGAAAUAUGUGAUUCGAUGCAUGCCGUUGGCAGUGUUGGCGUUUACUUUUAAUUUUCCCGCUGCGAUGUUGUGGUAUUGGACGUUGACUAAUUUCAUUACGUUGGCGCAGGUUGGUUUUCUCAAAGUUCCCGCCGUUCGACAAUAUUUCAAGAUCCAACCGCUGCAGAAAUUCAAUCCAGAGAGUCUUCCAAUGAAGAAGAAAGGCUUCGUUGCUGGAGUUAAAGAUUCAUGGACCAACAUGAAAAUCACAAACGAAAUGGAAAACCGAAAAAGAGUGGAUGAAAUCAAGUUCGCUCGUGCCGGCAAAGGCGCUCUCGUGAAGACUUACAAAUACGAUCCAACCAAACCGAAACCCGCUGUCGCAGCGAAAAAAAGUUAG
Messenger RNA from Culicoides brevitarsis, 1310 nucleotides. RefSeq names its product mitochondrial inner membrane protein OXA1L (gene OXA1L). Lineage: Eukaryota; Metazoa; Arthropoda; Insecta; Diptera; Ceratopogonidae. Gene Ontology annotation, biological process: protein insertion into mitochondrial inner membrane from matrix. The transcript has 4 exons. The coding region runs from base 93 to 1310 and encodes 405 amino acids. The record is from RefSeq and is a predicted model, not a curated record. Gene Ontology annotation, cellular component: mitochondrial inner membrane. Gene Ontology annotation, molecular function: membrane insertase activity.